AUGAAUCAAUACGCAAACUGCUUGGCCGAGACAAAAAUGAGAUAUGGGCACAGUUGCGUAGCGAGGCUAUAUGUCAAGAAAGAAGAUGGGGGAUUGGGACUCAAGUCGGCCGAAGAAGAACUAGAGCACACAGUUGUCUACAACUGGUGCUACGUGGCCUCAAGACCAGAGCUCCAAAUCCCCUAUCUACUUUGUGAGAGUCUCAGACGCAGUAACAAGCGAUCGCUCUCGUCCGACUUUUACUCUGUCUUGGCAGAGAAUAGGUUGGAAAAUGAAGUCACUCGCCUGCCUGGAGCAAACCAUUCAUCCACUAAGGCUGCUCGCGCGAUUUCGACCCUCGUUCACGAACGCUGGGCUCGAACACGAAUGCAUGAAUGGAGGCAAAGGGAAGUGGCGAGUAGAGUGAUUGCAAACAACAUCACAGGGAACACCUCCCUAUAUAUGCCUAAAGGACUUCGUUCCUAUGGUCACAGAAAGGAUGGGUUUCCUCGGAAGAUGGGUUUCCUCGGAAGUACUGCGAAAUGUCUGGGCAGGCGCAAGAAGGCUCACUGCCAACAAAAGGCAGUGCAUCAGGUCAGUCAAUAUUGGCCGCACAGUAAUCAACUAUGCAGACUGCGUUGCCCGGCUAAAGAGACUGCUGAACAUAUAGUCUCGGCUUGUGACUACUGGCGCACUGGGCUCAUGGUCAAUAGACAUGACGAAGUGGCCAGAGUAAUCUACAAGUCCCUAAAGAAGAAAUACGGUCUCAGUUCAAUGAUCACUAAUACACACGUUCCUCAUGUUGUUGAAGGGAACGACGUAGUACUACACUGGAAUGACCGUAUAUUCACUACAGAGUACAUGAAACAUGACAGACCUGAUAUUGUAGUCAAAGACUACAAAGACAGGAAAAUAUGGAUAAUAGAAAUAGCGGUGUCCUGGUACACCAGGAUCGCCGAACAAGAACAGAAAGAAGAUCUCUGCCUCCCGCAAGAGACGGAAGCAGGCGACUAUCACCCUGGGUCAAACUUGAAAUCUGACCUACAAGCGCAGCACGGAAUGACCGUUGAAGUUGUACCUGUCGUCAUUGGAACGUGCGGUGAAUGCUCAUCCAACUUGCGACAGUACAUACGAUUACUCAAGCUGCCAGACAGCACGAGAAGUAAUCAUAGAAAGAAUGCAAAGGUGUGCAGUGCUUGGUACUCACAGAAUCAUCAAAAGCCAUCUGUCCAAAAGUGA
Messenger RNA from Ostertagia ostertagi, 1218 nucleotides. The record is from the annotation of a GenBank genome assembly. NCBI's taxonomy places the organism in Eukaryota, Metazoa, Nematoda, Chromadorea, Rhabditida, Trichostrongylidae.